AUGUUCGGCGCUCGCACAUCUGCUCCAGCCACAGGCGGCCUGACUGUCAAUACUUCGUCUGCGAAUGCCCUCUUUGGAAAUAACCCAAAUCCUACUCCAACAACCUCAACGACAACUGGACAGAAUCCCAGCGGUGCAUUUGGUAACCUUGGCUCAACAACGGCCACUUCAAAUGCGGGUGGAAAUCUAUUCGGCGGCCUAGCGUCAACCCCCGCGAUCUCUUCGGCCCCAAGUGCAGGUUUGUUUAGCAAUACAGGCUCCGCAAAUACUCCUACAACUAGUGCCGCAGGGCUUUUUGGCGCGCUUGGGUCAUCUACAGCAGCCACAGCGCCCCAGCAGUCAGGGAAUAUGUUCUCCGGGCUAGGAGCUUCAACAAACGCGUCAGCAACUGGGACGACACAAGCUCAACAACCAGGAGGGUUAUUCGGUGGCGGUGCUGGAACCCAAACAAAGCCUACGGUAGGAGGCUCGCUAUUUGGCCAGACGCCUGCUACGUCUCAGGCCCAAACCAAACCUGCUUUUAGCUUGGGAGGCGCUUCAACAACUGGUGGAGGAUUAUUUGGUGCGACUACAGCGCAACCACAGCAACAGCAACAGCAGCAGCAGCAGGGACCAACUCUAUCCCUUUUUGCGAAUCAAAAUUCUUCUGCAAAGCAAGAUCAAAAGGCUCCCGGAGCUCCAAUCGUACAAGGAGUCAAGAUUGACAUUUCAAACCUCCUUCCUACGACAAAGUUCGAAAGUUGCGCCGACGAGCUGAAGAAGGAAAUUGAAACGAUAGACACCUAUAUUCUCAACCAAAUUCGCAUGUGCAAUGAGGUCUCCGAUCUAUUGCCCACAAUAUCUGCUCAAGGAGCAUUGAUACCGAAUGAUGUCGAGUUUGUUCAAGGUAAACUUGAUGCACUACAGGAAGCUCUGGAGAAUGACGCCAGUGGAAUCGAUCAUGCUCGAAGCCUUGUCAAGGAAGAUGCAGAAAAUGCUAAACUCGCAUUCCGUGCAAUUGAUACUAUGCUUUUGCCAUCGCAAUACCAGCCAGCCCCAGGCGAGAGAUGGUGGUCGUCGACGCAACAGCCGCAAUCCAUCUCCAAACACUCCCUUCGGACCACAUUUGGCAUGCGACGAGCCACUCUCGCCCUUCCAGAGGAUACAGAAGUCGAUUCCACCCAAGACGGACCCAAUAACGUUGUAGAUUAUUUCUCACGCCGUGCGGAUGAAAUGGACGCUGUGCUUGGAGAAUACCGCAAGAACCUGAAAGAAAUUGAAGACCAUCUCCAUGGAGUGGAACUUUCAAUUCAAAAACAAAUCAACGACAUUGCAUCAUUCAGGAGUAAAAAUGGCACCCCACAUAAACCUGCCUCCCGAGUUUCCCAGCUUGCUUCUACACUGGGAGACGUGGAAACCGCAAUUCUUGGGGUUGCUGGCAGGUUAGGCGGCGUUAAGGAGGAAGUCCAGGAAGUUAUGUUGGGCCCACUUGGCGGUCAUAGCGGGAAAAUCCCGAACGGGUGGUGA
Uncinocarpus reesii 1704 is the source of this 1506-nucleotide messenger RNA. RefSeq lists its product as uncharacterized. The record is from RefSeq and is a predicted model, not a curated record. Bases 1 to 1506 code for a protein of 501 amino acids. Lineage: Eukaryota; Fungi; Ascomycota; Eurotiomycetes; Onygenales; Onygenaceae. The transcript has 3 exons. Gene Ontology annotation, cellular component: nuclear pore. Gene Ontology annotation, biological process: nucleocytoplasmic transport. Gene Ontology annotation, molecular function: structural constituent of nuclear pore.